This is a messenger RNA of Folsomia candida, 1380 nucleotides long. Its product is annotated as solute carrier family 35 member G1. Gene Ontology annotation, cellular component: membrane. The transcript has 4 exons. The record is from RefSeq and is a predicted model, not a curated record. NCBI's taxonomy places the organism in Eukaryota, Metazoa, Arthropoda, Collembola, Entomobryomorpha, Isotomidae. Bases 77 to 1267 code for a protein of 396 amino acids.
GUACUAUGAAAACUAAGAACAAAACUAUUAUUCAGAUUUAUAAAAACUAAAAUUGGAGCUUAAAUAUUUGAAGAACAUGACACCUUAUCCGUCUAUUAUAACCACAACCUUUGGUGAUGCCGAUCAAUCCGUUAAGAUUGACGCUUCAUCACUGAAAGUCAAUAGAAUUUCUACUGAAAAUUUGGGUACAUCUGACGGUGACAAAACGCUCCAAAUUGGCGUCGAAAAUGAAUUUAGCAAUAAAAUUGCGAGUGACACAAAAAAGAGUGAAGAAAUCCAAGAGUGGUCAUUUUGGAAUCUGUACGGAGGAAUUAGCAUGGCGUUGCUUGCCAGUGUGCUGUUUUCGGCAUCUUUCCUCAUGAUAAAAAUGCUGGAACCACACGGAGUGAAAGGGUUCGGAGCAUCUCUCCUCCUCAAUCUGGGCGUCGUAAUUCCGUCGACAAUUCUGAUAAUUUUCAAUGAGUUUGGGCCGGGAUGGCAAAAUAGGUCACGAGUUCUGCAAGGAGUUUGGCCCAUAACCAGAGAGACUGCAUUAGGGUUUAUGCUGAUCCAAGGAUUAUUUCAAGCAAGUUCGGUAAUAUUGCGCUCUCUAUCGCUGGGAUACUUGUCACCGAUGGACAUGACCGUGAUUGUACUCAGCAGUCCAGUGAUCACCACCAUCCUGGCUCAUUUCAUGCUUGGGGAAAAAUGUGGCGUGAUUUUCAUUGGCAUCGCAAUUUUCACUCUUUGCGGCGUCGGCUGUGUGACGAAGCCACCGAUAUUUAUUGGUGCAAAGGAGUUUGAUAAAUACGCAUUGAUUGGAAGUGCAUACGCGUUCGGAGGCAUGCUUGCUUUAUCCAUGAAGUUUGUCGUGACUCGGAAGAUAAAGGAAACUCAUUAUCUGGCCAUGACAUUUUUCCUCGGAUUUACCGGAGUGGUGGUGUCACUGCCACUAUUUUUGGCAUUCGAAUCUCCAAACUCUCUCAUCCCUGACUCUGGCACUGGCCUUUGCCUCAGACUGGGAUUGUUUUCUGGAUUCGGGGCAGUGGCGAGCAUUAAUAUGGCGUUGAAGAUGGAAAAUGCCGGGGUAGUCUCGUUGGUCCGGUCGUUUGAUGUCGUGUGCGCAUUUUUUUUCCAGUACAUUUUCAUGGGACUCGUGCCAGACAUGCUCAGUGCUAUUGGAGGCGCCAUCGUAUGGACAGGCGUUCUCGUAGCAGGAAUACAAAAAUACUGGAGCAAUAAAACUGGUAGUAGAAAGAAAAGUGAUCCUUUGCAAUUAUUCGGUUGAUGGUGGAACUUAGGAUUAGCAAAGUCACAUGAAAUAAUGGAAAAUAGCUAGAUCUACGAAAUAUAUAUAUGUCAAUGCAUCGGUAGUAUUUAGAAAGAAAUUGUCAUUAGAUU